Molecule: messenger RNA, 990 nt
Organism: Mitosporidium daphniae
Lineage: Eukaryota; Fungi; Microsporidia
Exons: 2
Coding region: 1-990 (329 amino acids)
Cellular component (GO): cytoplasm; nucleus
Source: RefSeq, a predicted model, not a curated record
AUGAAAAUUUGCACCCACAACGGCCGGUUUCAUUCAGAUGAAGCUUUAGCAUGCGUUCUGCUGAAAAUGCUUCCCGAGUUUUCAACAGCUGAAAUCAUCCGUACUCGCGACCCCGAAAUUAUCCAACAGUGUGCGGUGGUUGUUGAUGUUGGUGGCGAAUAUGAGCCAUCAAGGCAUCGCUACGAUCACCACCAACGCUCCUUCAUAGAUACCUUUUCAACUGAAUGCAAAGACCUGCCGGCAUCUCCCAUUCAGACUGCCACGCGAUUAAGCUCUGCAGGCUUGGUUUAUAAGCAUUUUGGAAGCAAAAUCAUCGGCCAGCAAUAUCCCCAUCUUUCUGGAGACGACGUUUCUUCGUUGUUUAUAAAGAUGUAUGAGGUCCUCGUUGAAGAAUUUGAUGCUGUCGACAACGGCAUCAACGCUACCGUUGAGACACCUAAAUUUGUGGUUGGGACCUCUAGCAUUUUCAGCCAAGUCUCGCGCCUUAAUUUUAUAAGAGGGGAAUCUCUGAAAAGUUCUAAUCACGAGGAUGCGCAGUUUAGAAAAGCCAUGGAUUUGUGUAAAAGCCUGUUUUUGGAUGUUCUUCAGGAUUUAGUGUUCAAUUGGCUUCCAGCAAAGUCCAUUAUGACCGAAUCGAUUGCGGCUCACGAAGGACCCCUGGUAAUUUUAAAAGAGCCAUGCUCCUGGAAGGAUCAUAUAUUUACAAUCGAACAAGAAAAGUUUCACGGUGCAUCUCCGCUCCUUUAUGUAUUGUAUGAGAAAGAAAAUAGCGGCAUGUGGAUGGCGCAAUGUAUCCCCAAAACGCCUGGAUCCUUUGAAAGCCGGCUUCCAUUUCCAGAGCCAUGGAGAGGUUUGCGCGACCAAGAACUAAAUUCGAUCACCGGAAUUGAUGGCGGAGUUUUCGUCCAUGCAACAGGCUUUCUUGCGGGCGCAAAAUCGCUUUCCGUUGCGAAGGAGCUCGUCGCUUGUUCGAUUGCAAUCCAAAAUUAA